UAAGGUGCUGUAAACCAGCAGUAUUUUUUCUCUUUUUCCUCUUGAGUAUAAAAAGCAUAUAGUUAAGCCAGAAGAUUACCCAACGUCAACGAUGCAUUACUUGAAACGCGCAACCUAAAUCGCCACAUAGAAAAAGGUCUGGGUGUCAUAAAGCACGAGGAUCGGCGUUAACAGGAGGAAAUAAGACACACUCUCCUGAUCACCAGUCGAUGUCGAGGACCCCUACGUCAUCGAGCCUAUAAAAUAGCUAUCUGUCCGACUCCUGAGAGCCAGCUGCCUUUCCCUCGGCCGUACUUAGAGCACUUCAUGCCUACAUCGUUACUACUCCAUCACUAUAUUUAAUCCUAUUACCAAGCCAAAUGACUUCGCAAAUCUACUACUCUUCGUUGCUUGCCGACAGCGUCGUCGGAAACCGUGACAGAAUAAAAGCCAUGGCUGCUGUGUCAGCUAUGGAAAUCGACGUCCCGGACGAGAUUCUGCUCGAGACCGACGGAUGGGCCCCAGAAGUAGCAGUUUCUGGCGCUUUGGCGCUCCUAUUAUCUGCCUAUCUCCGGGAAACAUCCUCCUCCUUUCACGUGUGCACCGGUACAUCUGGGCAAGUCUGGGAUGCCAGCAUCCCAGUUGAUCACGACUACAGUGCCCACGACUUUCUCAAGAGCAUUGAGGAGUCCUACCAGAAGAACAUCGAAUCGCCGGCCGCAUCGCAAACCUUCUGGUUGCUUAUAGAUAGCUUGACGGGCGCUUCCUAUCCGGAAGGUUCUCCUAUCCCACGUCAGAUCCUCUGCACGGUGAAAAAGUCAGGGGCAUGGCGUUCGCUUGACAUGGGGAUCAGCGAAGAGAGCUCUUCCGCUCAUGCACGAUUUGUCGCUCAAUUGGUACACGUUACGAGACAGCUGCUGGCUGCGACAAGUCGCGGACAGACACUGCGGGACCUUGACUUGGUCUGUGAUCAGGAUCGACGAGACCUACAACGAUGGAACCAGCAGCCCCCCUUAACCGUGGCAUCCACAGUCCACGAGAUAUUCAGACAGAGAAUGUUGGAGGACCCAGAAUCACAAGCUGUGGAGUCUUGGGACGGCGGGCUUACCUACCUGGAGCUCGACGCCUUGUCCUCGCGUGUGCGCUCACUACUGCUUGAGGCGGGAGCCCGUCAAGGGGAUGUCAUCCCUCUUUGCUUCGAGAAAACUCUCUGGACCGUGGUGGCGAUGUUGGGCGUCCUUAAGAGUGGCUGUUCCUUUCUGGUCAUGGAUGUUUCGCACCCCACGAGUCGACUACAGACACUAUGCAGCGAAGCCAAGGCCACCAUCGUACUCAGCUCAUCUACUCAAAAAGAUAGAGCAAUCAACCUAGCACCGCGAGCCAUUGUCGUAUCUGCUUCCUCACUAUCGGUUUCUGUAGGGAAGGUGCAACGUCAGAUUGAAGUUAGUCCCUACGACGUAGCGGCUGUCAUCUUUACGUCAGGGACUACUGGCACGCCGAAAGGGGUUCAGCUCGAACACAAAUCCCUGUGUUCCAGUCUGUUGGCUUUGGCCGAGUUCUUCGGCGUAUGCAGGCAAACUCGGUACUUCCAAUUUUCGUCUUACGCAUUCGAUAUCGGGUUCGGAGAAAUCCUCAUGACGUUGAUGCGCGGCGGUUGCAUCUGCAUUCCCUCCGAUGCCGAUCGUUUGAAUAACCUCGCGGAAUCCAUCCGCCAUUUCAACGCCGAUACGGUCUUUCUCACGCCUACCGUCGUGCGGCUACUUUCACCAUCCGACGUCCCGUGCCUGACAACACUGCUUUGUGGCGGAGAGAAAGUGACACAAGAUAUCGUGGGGACGUGGGGAGAUAAAUUGGAUUUGGCUAUAGCUUACGGUCCUGCGGAAGCCACAUUUGCAUGCGUCUGCAAGAUAGCCCGUCCUGGGGGGGAUGGCGCUGUUAGUAUUGGGUUUCCUGUCAACGGCCGUUCUUGGGUAGCGCGCCUGGAUGACCCGACUAAGCUGGCUCCCGUCGGAGCUAUCGGGGAACUAGUAAUCGAAAGCCCGGGGGUUGCCCGUGGUUAUAUCAACAACGCACAGGGUAACGCACACUUAUUCCAUGACUCUCCGCCGUGGGCUAAAGACUGGGAACUGAGAGUGCCCUCGAUGGGACGGAGCUAUCGAACUGGCGACUUGGUUCGAUACGCCGACGAUGGCGAAAUAAUUUUCAUAGGUCGACGUGAUCGCCAGGUGAAAAUUCAUGGCCAGCGGGUAGAGCUGGAGGACAUCGAGACCAAACUGAAACAGCACCUUCAACUCCCUCGAGCCAACAUACUCCUUGAGGUGCUCGACGUACACGGCACUGCCAAUCUCGUAGCUUUUCUGCAUCACCCUAGUAUCCAGGACACUGCGCAAAUGCCUGAAGAGAUGGAGCUGGAGAUCGAACGACUUCGUGUACGCAUCUCAGAAGUGCUUCCCGCCUACAUGUGGCCCGUGGUAUGGAUACCCCUAAAGAAAGUUCCCCUGGGUCCCACCGGGAAAAUGGACCGACGUAAGCUGGUAAGCCUCGGAAUGGAUUUCUAUUCCAGAUUGAGAACGGGUGAUGAAGAAGACAAGGACCUGUCGCCUGCUGAGUCGAUACUGGCCCAGAUGUGGAGACAUAUUCUUCAAUCUACUCAAAGUCUCACGUCGGACGCAAAUUUUUUCCAACUUGGUGGGGACUCGCUCCGAUGUAUGAAACUGGUAGCGAUGGCCAAUCGGGAAGGUUAUUCUUUGACCGUGGAAAAGGUGUUCAAAAAUCCAACACUAUCUGGCAUGGCCAUCGUGAUGCAGCAAGUUCCUGCUGCUGACCUAAGUGUUGUCCCAGCCUCCGCCUCACUCACACAAGACGAAGCUUCUGAAUUCCGGUCCCUGCUGGAAGAAUACGGCCUUGAUCAGGAGCGGGUCGAGGGCGUAUUUCCUUGCACAGAUCUCCAAUCAGGGUUAUUUUCGCUCUCGCUGGCGCUACCGACUUUGUACUCUAGCCAAUGGGUAUUCAAUUUCUCGUCUGCCGUGGACAUACAAAAAUUCAAGACAGCAUGGAAGAGUGCGCUUAAUGUCUUCCCGAUCCUAAGAACCGCAAUCGUGCCGUCCCAUUCUAGGCUCUUGCAGGUGGUACUCGGAUCUCAAACGGAGUGGACAGAGGUCAAGCAAGAUCUCGCAUCGUUCCUAGCUGCAGACAAAGCAGUUUCUUUUCAGCUUGGCCAGCGUCUAAGUAGGGAGUACCACGUACAGGACCCAUUAUCCGGUCAAUCUCAUUUUGUCUGGACGCUUCACCACGCGGUAUUCGAUGGUUGGAGCAUGGGGCCUGUGGUCGAUCACAUUCGCCAGAAGUACUACUCCCCCACAGAGACUGUGCAACCAACAGGAAGCUUCCGACAGUUUGUGCAGUUCUGUGAGAGUCUGAACCGAGAUGAAUGUGUUGCAUUCUGGAGAAAGCAGCUGGCCAAUGCACCAACACCGUCAUUUCCCAAUUUCCCAAAGGCCGGCCAUCUAGCAGCAGACAGAUCUUGCUUGCGGCACACUAUGGCAGCCCCCAUAGCGGCCACCACGUCUAUAACGGUUUUGGCCAGAGCGUCGUGGGGCCUACUUCUUUCAGAGUACGAGGGUUCAGACGACGUCACGUUCGGAAACUCACUUCACGGCCGUAAUUCCCUGCCUCCGAACCUGCAGGAUGUCGUUGGGCCGACACUCGCAACGUUGCCGAUCAGGGUGAGAGUUGAUCUCGCUCAGACAGUUCAGGGCUUUUUAGAUGGCCUCCAAGAGCAGUUCUCGGCUAUGAUACCAUAUGAGCAGUUUGGUCUCUCCCGCAUCAUGGCCAUAAGCCCAGAUGUGAAGAAUGCCGCCUCGUUCCGGACGCUCUUGAUCGUCCAAGUCGCAGAUACCGAAUCCCUGGAGGAGCAAGGUAUCAGGCUGGAGGAAGUCGAGAGAUCCUUACACGAAUAUCCAUUGGUACUUACACUUUUUCCUGGCAAGUCUGAUAUUGAAUUGGUCGCCACGUUCGACAGCGACGUCAUUUCGCCAGCACAGGUCCAAAGGAUUCUUGAGCAAUUUGAACAAACGUUGCACGAACUCAGCACGGUGCCUAGGGACACUAAAGUCGGCGACCUGGAUCUCACAAGCGAAGCAGACAAGUUAACCAUGUUCGCGUGGAACGCUAGGCAUUACAAGGCUCAUGAGGUCUGCGUUCAUGAGUUGAUCCGAGAGCAAGCAAGACACUCCCAAGCUUCUCCGGCAAUCUACUCUAGAGACGGCACCAUGGAUUACGCGACCUUGGACCGGCUGUCCGACGGCCUAGCCGGGAAGAUGGUGCGAUCCGGCGUGAAACCGGGCGACGUGGUUGGUGUCCUUUUCGAGAAGUCGCAGUGGGCCAUAGUAAGUAUCUUGGCUGUCAUCAAAACAGGCGCCGCCUACGCGCCCAUGUCGCCGUCAUAUCCGCGAACACGUCUCGAAGGAAUUGCCCACGAUGCCGCUAUCAAACUCGUUGUCUGUUCUCCACUACAAGAGCAAGCCUUUCCCAACCCACCUUGGCACACUCUCGUCGUAUCUGACGACACGGCUUACUGUUUAACAUCGGCUGCGCAGGUCUCCCCGUAUGGCCAAGUUGCGACUCCGGACAGCCUUCUUUACAUCCUUUCGACGUCAGGAACGACAGGAACCCCUAAAAUCUUUGGAGUCCAACACAAGGCCUUUGCCACUGGGGCUAUGGCUCGUGCGCCCUUUCUCAAGCGUGGGCCUGACUCUCGCGUGCUGCAAUUCGCGCCGUACGCCUUCGACCCGAGCGUCGAGGAUAUACUGACCACCCUCAUGUUCGGUGGCUGUAUCUGUGUACCGUCAGACGACGAUAUUAUGGGCGACAUCAGUGCGUUUAUGAAGACGGCGCGAGUCAACUUUGCCAACAUCACUCCUUCAAUAGCCUAUACUUUAAAGGAGAAGGAACUGCCGGAUUUCAAAAUGUUGCUCCUCUCCGGGGAAGCUCCUGACCAAGCUCUAGUGGACAAAUGGAGCGGUCUCGUACAGGUCAUGAACGGGUACGGGCCGAGCGAGUGUUCUGUCAAGUGCGCCAUCAACUGCAACUUGUCCCGAGACGACCCUCGGAACAUUGGUCACGCUGUAGGAACCAGCUUAUGGGUUGUAAGGCCCCAAAACCACGAUCGCCUCACUCCUCUCGGGGCAGUUGGGGAACUCAUCAUCGAGAGUCCACAUCUUUCAUCAACAGGUUAUAUGAACCGCCCCGAAGCCAACGACAAGUUUAUCCUCAGCCCUCCAUGGUUGCGAGACUUCCGAGACGGCCACAUCGGGCGGCUGUACAAGACGGGCGAUCUCGUCAGGUACAUGGAAGACGGCAGCAUCUUGUACAUCGGGCGUGGAGAUAUGCAACUGAAACUCCACGGGCAGCGGCUCGAGGCUGAGGAGGUACGGCAACGCAUUCAGGAAUCCCUCCUGGGUGAGCCGCUUCAAGUGGUGGUCGAUAUUGCAAGAUUUGAGGGACAGGAUUCGGACGUUCUCGUCGCUUAUCUGGCGCAGAAAGGGGAAUACCGGGCAGGCGAGAUGGAAAUUGAUUACGUCCUGCAGCGGCACCUGGCGGACAUGAAGGAAAGCAUCGUUCGCCAGAUCAGUACCGCUCUGCCGAAGUACAUGAUACCGUCCGUGUUUCUGGCAGUUUCAAAUAUCCCCGUCACAUCGAAUGGCAAGGCGGAUCGCCGCGCGCUCAAGGCUUUCGUCGCGCAACGGCGUCUCGGGCCUGACCUCCUUCGUUCUGGAGACGAUACAGUUCAACCACCUGCUACAGAAACAGAGAAGCUGCUACAUGGCCUGUGGCAAAAAUUGCUUGGGUUGAACGGCGAGCACUUCGGAGCCAAUUCCAGCUUUUUCGAGCUCGGUGGCAAUUCCUUGGCCGCAAUUAAGUUGGCAUCUGCGGCGCGAGAUCUCGGGCACAACCUCCCGGCACAGGUAAUAUUCAAAAACCCGGUCUUAUCCGCUAUGGCUGCUCAGAUGGUAGCUCUGAAGGAGACGAAAACAUCGGAUACGCCCAGGUUCGGCUUGCUGGAAAAGAUCGAUUGCAGUGUCAGCGAACUGAGGAAAAGUCUCGCUGUUCACAACAUCGACGAGCAAAAUGUCGAAGACGCAUAUCCACUCACGAGACAGCAGCAGCGGUACAUAGAAGGGGAGAUAAUUUCGCCAGGCGGCACUACCCACCGGCAUAUUAUGCCAUUACCGGCCACCACAGACUUGGUCAGACUCGAGACUGCCUUGUGGCGUGUUGUACGGGCGAACGCACUUCUACGGACUCGAAUCGUACCGGUAUCAUCACAAUUCGUCCAGGUCGUGCUUAAGGAAGACGACUUUGUUUGUCGCCACGUCGAGGCCCUUUCGUCGCUCGUCUCCGAGGAUCGGAAGGUAUCAUGGGGUCUCGGACGACCGCUAUCACGAUUUAGCAUCGUGGAUGGUGGGAACUCUCAAGAUCGGUGGCUCGUCUGGUCAAGCGCUCACGUUGUGUUCGACGGCUGGUCCAGAAAGUUGCUGCUGGAAGAAAUCGACUAUGCGUAUCACCACAAUGAUGACCCGCCAAAACGGCCGCAGUACAACAGAUUCAUCGAGCACGUCUACGAUCUAGAGAAAGACGAAGCUCGUUCCGCGCUUCUAAAGCGACUGGAGGACACCAACUUCAUGUCUUACUUUACCAUGGACGGCACAAAGGUCCCAGGUACCACUCACACUUUGUCCCUCGGCAUCGAGUUUCCGGCCAAGCUCCCAGCUGAACUGUCCUAUGCGACCGUGAUGCUUACGGCUUGGGCAAUAGUCGCAACACACGUCGAAGAAAGUGACCAUCUCCUGUUCAACCUACUGUUGGGUGGUCGAGAUGCCGAGUUCACAGGAAUCGACAGGCUCAUGGGACCUGCGAGCACCACAGCCCCUUUGGCCACCAACAUCAACAAUAACUUGACUUUCUGGGAGAACGUAGAACUCAUACAGAAGCGAAUUGACGAAGCCGGUAGUGUGCAGCACUUAGUCCGACUCGGCGACAAGUUGCAGCAGAUGCUAGCGUCGGUCCCCGUCGUAGUCGUCCAUCCUCCCGAUGAUUACGAGGAAGCAGGGACCAAACACCUCGGACUGUUCAGAAGCCACGUUGAAGCGGUCCGGCCGCUCGUAGACGCCAUGUUCAUGAACUUUUGCCUCCAACCUGGCAAUGCCGGGGUAGAUCUUGUGAUGACGAUCGACUCGAGGUUUUUCCCUGUGGAUAAGGCUGUUCGGUAUUUUGGAUGCCUGGAACAACUUUUCAUGGCUAUCUUCACCCCCGGGGGUCUAAAUCUGACGAUUGCGGCGAUGAGUCUGGAUCGAAGUGCACUUACGAGCUCCGUAUCGAUAGUCAAGACAAUGUAAUCAGACACAGUGUUAAUAGGUCAGAAGCGAAGAUAGACGGCAUGGAGCUGAU
Messenger RNA from Daldinia caldariorum, 7428 nucleotides. RefSeq names its product putative nonribosomal peptide synthase. Gene Ontology annotation, cellular component: cytoplasm. Gene Ontology annotation, molecular function: catalytic activity; phosphopantetheine binding. The transcript has a single exon. Gene Ontology annotation, biological process: amino acid activation for nonribosomal peptide biosynthetic process; secondary metabolite biosynthetic process. NCBI's taxonomy places the organism in Eukaryota, Fungi, Ascomycota, Sordariomycetes, Xylariales, Hypoxylaceae. The coding region runs from base 360 to 7376 and encodes 2338 amino acids. The record is from RefSeq and is a predicted model, not a curated record.